UAUAUAUUGAGAAACAUUCAAUGACCCUCAUAUAUAGGCCUCCGUAGAAUAAAGAGGUUGAUAUGUACAACGUAGCCUUGGGGCAACCAAGGUGUUUGAUUGAUAAUCGGAAGGAAAAAUGAAGAAGGCAUUAGGCUGCCUUUUAGUACUCAUCUGCCUUGUAUCCCUGUACCAGGUCUCCCUCGCAUUAACCGAUGCCGAGGUUGAAUUCAUUGCCCAUCGCCAGCUCCUAGCUCUUGAGGAUGGGAAGGCUAAGGCCCUGGAGAAUUGGGAGGAGAAGGUAGAUAAAAAACUGGUAUUCGCCAAUGACAGGCAAAAAAAAGCUUAUGUUGCGCUCCAGGCCUGGAAGAACGCCAUCUAUUCUGACCCGAACAAAAUCACUGCCAACUGGAAUGGCCCUGAUGUAUGCUCCUAUAAAGGCGUCUUCUGCGAUCACGCCCUGGAUGAUCCCAAUAAGCCCUGGGUUGUUGCGGGUAUUGAUCUCAACGAGGCCGACAUUGCCGGCCAUCUCCCCCUCGAGAUUGGCCUCCUUACCGACCUCGCGCUCAUCCACCUCAACUCCAACAGGUAUUGCGGUAUAGUCCCCCAGACCAUCACCAACCUCACUCUUCUAUUCGAGAUUGAUUUCAGUAACAACCGCUUCGUCGGGCCCUUCCCGGACGUUAUCCUGGAGCUGGAGUCCCUCAAGUAUUUGGAUCUCAGGUUCAACGAUUUCGAAGGGGAACUGCCCCCGGGGCUGUUUGACAAAGAUAUGGACGUCAUUUUCUUGAACAACAAUCGGCUGGGGGGCAACAUUCCCGAGAAUUUCGGCAACUCCUCGGCCUCGCUUGUGGUGCUGGCUAACAACGAGUUUAGUGGGUGCGUCCCCGGCAGCGUUGCGAAAAUGGAAGGAACAAUGGAGCAGUUGCUUUUGAUGAACAACGCUUUCUCGGGGUGUUUGCCUGAAGAUAUGAGUUUGCUCCGCAAUGUCACCCUGAUUGAUGUGAGGAAUAACAAGCUGGUUGGGGAGUUGCCCAAAGGGUUGGAGUAUAUGCAGAGUCUGGAAAUCGUGAAUCUUGAUGGGAACAUGUUCACGGGGCGUGUUCCUGAUACCCUCUGCACCUUGCCCAAUCUUAAAAACCUGUCCUUCUCCGACAACUAUUUCGACUCCCAGGAUCCAUCAUGCGUUCCCCCGCAGGAGGGGAUUCAGUUGGAAAAUACUAAAAAUUGUUUCCCAGGAUUGGAGAACCAGAAGUCAGAGAGUGCAUGCCGUGAAGUGAUGAGCAAGCCAGUGGAUUGUAGUAAAAUGAGCUGCCGAGCUAACUCGGGUGGCAGUGGUCCAGAUUCAACCCCACCCACCCCUAAACCGCCUCCAGUCGCUUCUCCGCCGCCGCCAGUCCCUUCUCCUCCGCCACCCGUCCCUGUUUCAUCCCCACCACCACCACCUCCCGUCUAUUCCCCACCGCCCCCCUCACCGUCUCCACCACCCCCCACACCGUCUCCACCACCGCCUCCGGUCUAUUCUCCACCUCCCCCCACACCCGUUCCGUCCCCGCCACCGCCACCGGAUUACCCGAAGGUGGUUCUUCCUCCAGAUUUGGGAGCUGUGUAUGCAUCACCCCCACCGCCAGUCUUCAAAGGCUAUUAAGGAGUGCGUCAUCAAUAUCAUCAUAUUUCUAUACUAUUGUAUCACCAUUUCUGGUCCAUACAACAGCACACCAUUGUAUUUCCAUUUCUGGUCCAUACAACAGCUCACCACGUUAAAAUCAACAGAACCAACCAAUUGAGCAUCAAAAUGACGGAACCGGACCUCAUUGAAUUUCAUCAUUUUUAUAUGAUCCGUUAUUGUAUGUAGUAUGGACAUCCAUUUUUCAUCAAUUCUAAAAAA
This is a messenger RNA of Ipomoea triloba (trilobed morning glory), 1867 nucleotides long. Its product is annotated as pollen-specific leucine-rich repeat extensin-like protein 3. The record is from RefSeq and is a predicted model, not a curated record. The coding region runs from base 119 to 1627 and encodes 502 amino acids. Gene Ontology annotation, molecular function: protein binding. The transcript has a single exon. NCBI's taxonomy places the organism in Eukaryota, Viridiplantae, Streptophyta, Magnoliopsida, Solanales, Convolvulaceae.